Messenger RNA from Cannabis sativa, 621 nucleotides. RefSeq lists its product as uncharacterized. The transcript is spliced from 3 exons. The coding region runs from base 1 to 621 and encodes 206 amino acids. The record is from RefSeq and is a predicted model, not a curated record. Lineage: Eukaryota; Viridiplantae; Streptophyta; Magnoliopsida; Rosales; Cannabaceae.
AUGCCGGCAGAUGCUACCGAUGAAUACAUCAAAAUAGGAGAAUCUACAACUUUAGAAAGCUUGAAGCGAUUUUGUUGUGCUGUUGUUGAGGUGUUUGGAGCCCACUAUCUCCGAUCACCCAACGCUCAUGAUGUUGCAAGACUACUCCACAUUGGUGAACGUCGAGGUUUUCCAGGAAUGUUGGGAAGUUUGGAUUGUAUGCAUUGGAAAUGGAAAAAUUGUCCAACUGCUUGGGGAGGACAAUAUGCCGGUCGUAGUGGGUCCCCGACUAUUAUUCUUGAAGCAGUAGCUGACUAUGAUCUUUGGAUAUGGCAUGCAUAUUUUGGCUUACCAAGAUCUAAUAAUGACAUUAAUGUGUUAGAGGCAUCCCAUCUUUUUCCUAAUCUGGUUGAAGAAGAUGAACGUGAUCUAAAUGCACCAAUUAAAGAGCGUGUCGAAGUGCCAAGUCCAGAAGUUGAGAUGCUAGAAGAUGAUAAUGCUCGGUUGGUGGAGCCACCUGAAAAGGUCAAAGACUUGAUCAAAUUGAUGGAUGAGCAGUUAGACAUCUCUUAUAAGUUUGUAUUCAAAAACCUCAUUCAAGAGUUCUCAUCCACAAAACUCACUGGUGUUAAAGAAGUUUGA